This is a messenger RNA of Rhizopus microsporus ATCC 52813, 2310 nucleotides long. RefSeq names its product putative vesicle-mediated transport-related protein. Gene Ontology annotation, cellular component: membrane coat. Bases 1 to 1998 code for a protein of 665 amino acids. The record is from RefSeq and is a predicted model, not a curated record. The transcript is spliced from 10 exons. NCBI's taxonomy places the organism in Eukaryota, Fungi, Mucoromycota, Mucoromycetes, Mucorales, Rhizopodaceae. Gene Ontology annotation, molecular function: clathrin binding. Gene Ontology annotation, biological process: vesicle-mediated transport; intracellular protein transport.
AUGUCUGAUGCCAAGUAUUUUCAAAGGGGAAAAAUUCAAGAGCUUCGAGCAGAACUUACCUCUGAAAAGCGUGAUCAAAAGCAUCAACGAAAGAAGACAGUGAUGAAGAAAAUUGUCGCCAAUAUGACCAUGGGAAACGACAUGUCACCACUCUUCCCGGAUAUUCUUAAUGUAAUGCAAGUACCUGUACUUGAAAUUAAGAAAAUGGUUUACCUUUACAUCAUCAAUUACGCACGAACAAAACCUGAUAUGGCAGUGAUGGCCAUAUCUAUGUUUAUCAAAGACGUAGAGGACCCUAAUCCAUUAAUAAGAGCCUUGGCCAUACGUACUAUGGGUUAUAUCCAGGUCGAAAAGAUUGUUGAUGUACUCGUUGAUCCACUCCGACACAGCUUAAAAGAUAGAGAUCCUUAUGUAAGAAAGACAGCUGCUAUAUGCGUGGCCAAGCUAUACAUGUAUGAUAAAGUCCUGGUAGAGAGCGAGCACUUUGUUGAUAUGCUAAGAGACUUAUUGGCUGACCCUAAUCCGACAGUAGUAGCUAGUGCCGUGGCAGCUUUAACGGAGAUAUCUGAACGAUCUGAUAACAUUCAACUGCGACUCAAUCAUUCUACAGCAAGUAAGCUGGUAGCUGCUCUAGGAGAAUGCUCAGAAUGGGGACAGACUUAUAUACUGGAAGCACUCAUGUACUAUGUACCUCAGGAUGCUGGAGAUGCAGAAAUGCUAGCUGAACGUAUAUCACCUCGUCUUCAGCAUGCAAAUUCAGCCGUUGUGCUUACGACAACCAAGGUCAUAAUGUAUCUUAUGAACUAUAUGAGUAAUGAAGAGGAGAUCAAUCAGCUAUGUCGUAAAUUGGCGCCUCCAUUAGUCACCUUACUCGCCUCUGGAUAUGAAGUACAAUAUGUGGCACUUCGUAACAUACAGUUGAUAAUCCAAAGAAGACCAGAGAUCUUAAAGAACGAUAUCAAAGUCUUUUUCUGUAAAUAUGACGAUCCUAUCUGUGUAAAGCUAGGAAAGUUAGAGAUCAUAUUUAGGUUAGCGAAUGAACGAAAUGUUGAUAUGGUACUCCAUGAACUGAAAGAAUAUGCUGCAGAGGUAGAUGUCGAUUUUGUUCGAAAGGCAGUUAGAGCCAUUGGCCGAUUGGCUGUCAAGAUUGAAACAGCAGCUGAUAAAUGCAUUACUGCUCUUUUGGAAUUGAUUCAAACCAAAGUAAACUAUGUUGUUCAAGAGGCUAUUAUAGUCAUUAGGGAUAUAUUUAGAAAAUAUCCCAAUCAAUAUGAAAGCAUUAUCUCUACAUUAUGUGAAAAUUUGGAUGACCUGGAUGAGCCUGAAGCAAAGGCAUCCAUGAUAUGGAUCAUUGGACAGUAUGCGGAUAGAAUUGAAAAUGCUGAUCAGUUAUUGGAUGACUUUUUAUAUACAUUUCUUGAAGAACCUCAUGAGGUACAAUUGGCAUUACUCACAGCAACAGUCAAGCUAUUUGUUCAGCGACCCACAGCUGGACAAGAACUUGUGCCCAAGGUGCUGAAGUGGGCAACGGAGGAAGUGGAUAAUCCCGAUUUACGUGAUCGCGGAUAUAUAUACUGGCGUCUGCUUUCCACAGAUCCAGCUGCAGCCAAGGCUGUCGUUUUAUCCGACAAACCUGCCAUCACGACAGAAAGCGAUAAUCUCGACCCCCACUUUCUGGAUGAGCUAUUACUCCACAUUGGCUCUUUAGCCUCUGUUUAUCACAAGAGCCCAACGUCAUUUAUCAGUCGCUAUAAGCCACGACACCUCAUUCCAUCUCCUGCACUUCAAAAACGAUCCGAACAAACAUAUUUAACACAACAGCAACAGCAACAACAGCAACAACAGUCAUGGACAAUGGUUCAACAAGAACCCUAUCAACCUUCUCCCGUUCCACCUCAAGCACAACUAAACGAUUGGAGUUAUAAUGCUGCUACAGGUGCGCCUCGUAUCGUGUCUUCACAGUCGAGUAAUCCAUACUCAAUGGACUUGCUACAGUAAACUUUUUAUUUCAUUCUAGUCAAACUUGAUGUAUUCUUCCUUGACUUGAAUCAAAUAAAAAAGCGAUGAAACUAUUGAGGCUUUAGUAUGAAACGCUUUCUUUUAAAAAUAAAACUGACCUGCAACAAAUAAGGGUGACAUGAAAGGACCAUUCAGUUUGCAGCCCUUAAAUACGAGUAACUCACCAGCGUAAUGAGUUAAGGCAAUGACAUAUGUCCAAAUGGCGAGAUUGUACAUGCUAAAGAAAGAGAGAGAUUAAUUAGAAUAAAAGUAAAAGUAAAUCUCUUACAAUCUAUGUUCAAGAUGAAAAGC